AUGGCCAGCGAAAAGCCGGCUCCCGUCGCCCAUGAGCACCACGGCCUGGGUGGCCUGAUUCCCGGCGAGAUUCCCAUUCCCCACGGCCCCCAUGGCGACGGUGACGACCGCGACGACUACCCGCUGGACGGUGAUGAGCGCCGUGUCUUCAGCCAUGUCACUCGGCCCGACGACUCUUACACCUCGGACGGCACCUACUGGGCCGAUCUGCCCUUUGGCGAGCGCGUCAAGUUCGUUUCGGCUGUCGACCGACAGGCCGCCAAAGAAGAGCUGAGCACCAUCUGGGCCAUGAUGAAGAAGGACCCCCUGUCCCCCGUCUCAUGGUAUUUCCGCCAUGCCGUCAUCCCCGGUGCCGGUCUUGGUCUCGAGGGCUACGUCCUCUUCUCCAUUGGUAACCUGGCGCCUCUCUUCAGCCAGGUCUGGCCCGAGUGCUGGGGCUCCAAGCCGACCGUCUGCGACGCCAACUGGAUUGCCAGUGUGACAUACCUGGAAGUCGUGGGCAUCAUGAUUGGCCAGGUCAUUGUUGGUAUUAUUGGUGAUUGGAUUGGCCGUCGCUGGGGUCUCAUUCAGGAUGCCAUCAUCAUGUUUAUCGGACUUCUCAUGCUCACGGCCAGCUGGGGCAUGAGUCUCCAGGGCUGGGUUAUCUGCUACGCCUGGUCUCUGUUCUUCUACUCUCUCGGUGUCGGCGGCGAGUAUCCCAUCACUGCCACCUCGUCCCUUGAGAGCGCCGUUACUGCCGGCAAGCUGUCGACCAAGGAGGAUCGUCUGCACCGUGGCCGCCGUGUCACCAUGGCGUUCCUGAUGCAGGGCUGGGGCCAGUUUGUCAACCAGGUCCUGCUCAUCGUCCUGCUCGUCAUCUUCAACAGCGGCAAGGGUGGCCCGCCGUACACCAAGGAGGCCGCCCAGUUCACGUUCCGCCUGUCCUUUGCCUUCCCCGCCAUUGGCACCCUGUGGCUCGUCUACUACAGAACCUGGAAGAUGCCCCACGCUUCCAAGCAGCUCGCCGAAGCCAAGAGCCGCACCAGCGUCACCGGCUACGACGUCACGGCCCUCAAGUCGUGCUUCACCCACUUUGGCGGCCGUCUGCUCGCCACCGCCGGCACGUGGUUCUGCAACGACGUCUUCUUCUACGGCAACAAGCUCUUCCAGGGCCAGUUCAUCAAGGUCAUCUCUGACAACCCCAACUCCCUCCUGACCACCUGGUCCUGGAGCUUGGUCAACAUUGUCGUCUCCCUGGCCGGCUACUACGCUGCCUCCUUCCUCAUCGACAACAAGCUCUACGGCCGCAAGUGGAUGCAGCAGGUGGGCUUCUUCAUGUGCUUCCUCAUGUUCGUCAUCCCCGCCUUCAAGUACGACUACUACACCAGCCCUGCCGGCAUCCACUCCUUCCAGGCCAUGUACUUCUUGUCGUCCUUCUUCAACCAGUUCGGCCCCAACUCGGUCACCUUCCUCAUCGCCGGCGAGGUGUUCCCCACCCCUAUCCGUGCCACGGCCCACGGCUUCUCCGCCUGUCUCGGCAAGGCUGGUGCCCUGCUCGCCUCGAUUCUGUACAACUACAUCGACAUCCAGACCCGAUUCUACGUCGUGCCCUGGUUCGGCCUUGCUGGCAUGUUCCUCACCUGGCUCUUCCUGCCCGACACCACCGGCCUCGACCUCAAGGAGCAGGAGCGACGAUGGCGCUACAUCCGCGACGGCAAGGCUGACGAGUACCACGGUGUUGCCGUCCACCCCCACCAUCUGUCCCUGUGGGAGCGAUUCCGCGGCGCUAGCAAGUCGUACGAUCCCCAGCUGGACUGGAAGGCCAAGAUUGAGGACAUGCGGGCCGAGUGGGAGGCUGUCCAGGCUGCUCGCGGCCCUAAGGAGACGGAGGGUAAUGCCAAUGGCAUGCCCGAAGAUGGCGAGUUCUCCCAGGAGAUUCACGACUUCUUCAUGCGCUCCAGCCCCCGUGCGCCGCGCUCCAACGGUGUCUUGCAUGAGAAGUCUGUUACUGACGAGGCUUCUUCCGAGUAA
Molecule: messenger RNA, 2010 nt
Organism: Trichoderma citrinoviride
Lineage: Eukaryota; Fungi; Ascomycota; Sordariomycetes; Hypocreales; Hypocreaceae
Product: MFS general substrate transporter
Exons: 2
Coding region: 1-2010 (669 amino acids)
Biological process (GO): transmembrane transport
Cellular component (GO): membrane
Molecular function (GO): transmembrane transporter activity
Source: RefSeq, a predicted model, not a curated record